This is a messenger RNA of Pseudo-nitzschia multistriata, 2419 nucleotides long. The record is from the annotation of a GenBank genome assembly. Lineage: Eukaryota; Bacillariophyta; Bacillariophyceae; Bacillariales; Bacillariaceae.
UGUGGUACUAAUCUUGUGCAUUGCAAAUAUGUAUUACUGUACCGUAUGUAAAGUUUAAAGACAAUACGAUUCUCCAUUCUCCUACCGUACUAAGGGGUCCUUGUUCUAAAUUUUAUGACCCCUGCUACUCCUAGAAACUUCCACAACGGUGUUUUCAUUACUGUUACGAGCACGUUAACAUGGCGGGGAGGCCUCGAAGCAGAACCGCGCCCCUUGUGUCCCCCAAACGGAGCGGCCAUCUUGUUCGGGAGAAGGAUGGUUGUCACUGUUACAACGAACCAACGCAGAGGCGAUGGCUUGCCCGCUGGAAGAGCGGCAAAAUGGCCUGGCUUCUGGUCGUCCUGGGGGCCUGGUCGAUGCGGGUGCUCCGGCUGUCGGCGGUGUAUUCGUCCUCCUCGACGGGAGGGGUCGCGACAGACAUCCCCUGGACGCGGGUGCAGACGGACCCUUCAUUCUUCCUUGCCAGCACCGCGAGCUACGGCGAACGCAACAGCAGCAUCGGCAUCGGCAACGAAAACGAAAAGGGGAGCGGGAGCGGGAACGACGGUGGCUCCCUCGGGUCCGAUGCCAACGAAAGGGGUCCGUUUGAGAUCGGUGUGUUCAAUUUAACCUCGAGCACCAACACCAGCAGCAACACCAGCACUAGCGACAUCAUAAGCAACAACACCAACGAAAGCAUUCAGUUUGAGAUCGGGGUAUUUAACUUAUCCUCGAACGGCAGCAACAGCAGUAGCAGCAACAACGACAACACCAACAACAGCACCAGCACCAGCACCAACGAAAGCAUUCAGUUUGAGAUCGGGGUGUUUAACUUAUCCUCGAACGGCAGCAACAGCAGUAGCAGCAGCAACAACAACAGCACCAACAACAACACAAACGACGAGAGCCAACCAGAGAGGGAUAGAGAAAUGGUGCCCCCGGGCAUGCCUUCCAUCUCUUUGAAUUCUAUGUCGUUGAAUUUUACCAAAGCAUCGUCAUCAAACGCUUCAGCACAGAUAAUGCCCUGGUUCAUUGCGAACAAGGAAGGACGCAUUUCGAGCGACCGAGCCAUGGAGCACUACGACGCACUCCGAUUCGCCGCCGUAGCCGAGAACAUUGAUGGCGACAGAAUGAUGGUCUAUCGGGCGUGCUGUGGCCUCGGUCAUCGGCUCUCCCGGGAGGCCGCAGCGGCUCGCUACUCAAGGCACAAAGGAUUUCGGCUCCUCUGGGUGGAAUACACCAAAACCCGGAUCAGCCCCGGGAGCUGUUACACCCGCUUCAAACCCGGGAGCCUCGACCUCAGCGAAUACAUGUUUGGCCCCGGCCCGCUUUUGCUGUUCGAUGAGGACGAGGACGACGAGCAAACCUACGCUUCGCUUCCAACGGACUUUGACUCGAGGAGCAUGGAGAUACGGAGGUACGCCGCCGGAGACCACGGCGAAAAAUACGAAAGGAGAAACCACACGCUGAUCCCCAACAACGUCCCCGACCACGAUUCUAAAUGCUUCCAAAAAUUACCCCCAAGUGACCAGCGGGCCGUCGGUAGAGCCGACGAGCGAUUCUUCCGGCAGCUGCGGUCCCUCUUUCGGUUCAAUCAUCUCGCCCGGGACUUUGCCGAGGCCCAUCGGUUCUCGGAGCGGAUCGUCCUGGGAAUCCAUAUCCGGGCCGGGAACGGGGAACAAGACGAUUUUGUCAAGAAGGAACGGGGCAUCGAGGACCACCAAGGGUUUGCGAACAACACGGCCAAGACCCUGGACGAGCUGGUCACCAAGAUCCGAUCGGCACAGAUCCGCCAGGGCGCCGGUGUGCACCUGCACGCACUCCCACCCCUGCUCUUCGUCGCGACGGACGACCUUGCGAUGGUGACCAAGCUCGAGAACGCCACCCGGCCCUACAACAUCUCCGUGGUGAGCUUCCCCCAAUUCCGGCCGGAUCCCGGGACCGGCGUUUCCUACAACAAGCAAUGGAAGGACAGCGAGCGGUGCAAGCGCAGCUGGGCCGACCAGAUGGUCGACAUGGUGCUACUGGGGGCGUCCGAUGUUCUCGUCGCGGCCCGGUACUCGUCCUUCUCGAUGUCGCUUCCGCUGUUUGCCCUGUUUUCGGACUCGCUGCGGUACGCCCGGAGGCGCACCGCCCGGGAAAACCUCUCCGCCAACGAUGGCUCCGGCACGCGGUACGCGCACCGAAUGUUUUGCCAGAGCGGCCGCCUCGGGGACGGUCUGAAAUGCUUCGACGACUACUCGGACUGGGUUCGUGGAAGGAAUCCCCUGGCAACGCCGACCGGGAAGGUGGACGUGGUCCUGCCGUUCGACCCUUUCGACAAGAUGAUCUACGGGAGAUGCAAUUCGACCAAGUAAGCACAAUCGAACCUCUUACACAUUGCAGUGUCAAAACAAAAAUACAGCACUACCUCCGGUCGAAAUAAAUGACAGAAAAUCAC